UUUAUUAUACUAUAUUGUAAAAUUAUUAAAUUUAUUUCGAGAUAAAUAAAAUAAAAUUAAGUUAAUAUAAGAUGAUUAAAGUGGGAGUUCCGAUAUCAGCUCCCACCGACGAAGAUUUUGCUCUAAAUAGCCGCCCGGUGCGGUGUCCAUGCGGAGCACCAUCCCGACAUCUCGCUAUCAGCAUUCGACAUUACUCUUCGAACGCAGACAUGAACGGCAGCCACCAGCACAUCGCCACCGGCUCCGGCAACAUCCCGACGAAUCGGGCGAACUGGACGCCGGAGGAGAACAAGGCGUUCGAGAAAGCCCUCGUCGACAUGCCGGACGAAACCCCGGACCGUUGGCUUCGGAUCGCGUCGCAGAUCCCGAGCAAGUCGCCGGAAGACAUCCAUCUCCAUUACAUCGCCCUUCUCCACGACAUCGCCCUCAUCGAUUCAGGCGGAUUCGAUCUGCCCGAAUAUGAUGAAGACGAGGACGAUCCCAUCGGCCGAUCGCCGGAUCAGCAGCCGGCGAAGGAUGGGAGGAGGAAAGGGGUUCCGUGGACGGAGGAUGAGCACAGGAGGUUUUUGGAGGGGCUGGAGAGAUUUGGGAGAGGGGAUUGGAGGAAUAUAUCGAGAUGGGCGGUGAAGACGAGGACGCCGACUCAGGUGGCGAGCCACGCGCAGAAGUUUUAUCUGAGGCAGAAUGUGAAGAAGGAGAGCAAGAGGAAGAGUAUUCAUGACAUCACUUCUUGAGAGCAAGAGGUGAAGGGGUGGGAUAAGUUGUGCAUGGUGGUAUAUGAUAAGGAUAUUAUUAUUAUGAAUUAUUAUGUUUCUUU
This is a messenger RNA of Dendrobium catenatum, 817 nucleotides long. RefSeq names its product transcription factor SRM1-like. Gene Ontology annotation, molecular function: DNA binding. The coding region runs from base 72 to 734 and encodes 220 amino acids. Lineage: Eukaryota; Viridiplantae; Streptophyta; Magnoliopsida; Asparagales; Orchidaceae. The record is from RefSeq and is a predicted model, not a curated record. The transcript has 2 exons.